This is a messenger RNA of Knipowitschia caucasica, 1656 nucleotides long. The record is from the annotation of a GenBank genome assembly. Lineage: Eukaryota; Metazoa; Chordata; Actinopteri; Gobiiformes; Gobiidae.
AUGGGUCUGCUCCUCUGUGUGAGGAGGUGUCAUGGGUCUGCUCCUGCCCUGGGGACUGGGUUGACAGCCCUGUUUCAGAUCAUUAUUGGUUUGCUCUGUACCACAGUGAUCUCAGGUGUCCUCUUCCUCCUCAGCUGGCUCUGCUCCUCCUGGUCUCAGUGUCCUCUUCCUCCUCAGCUGGCUCUGCUCCUCCUGGUCUCGGUGUUGUCCUGGUCUCAGUAUCCUCUGCCUCCUCAGCUGACUCUGCUCCUCCUGGUCUCAGUAUCCUCUGCCUCCUCAGCUGACUCUGCUCCUCCUGGUCUCAGUGUCCUCUGCCUCCUCAGCUGGCUCAGGUCCUCCUGGUCUCGGUGUCCUCUUCCUCCUCAGCUGGCUCUGCUCCUCCUGGUCUCAGUGUCCUCUUCCUCCUCAGCUGGCUCUGCUCCUCCUGGUCUCGGUGUUGUCCUGGUCUCAUGUCCUCUGCCUCCUCAGCUGGCUCAGGUCCUCCUGGUCUCGGUGUCGUCCUGGUCUCGGUGUCGUCCUGGUCUGGCUCUGCUCUUGUCCCGUCCUGGCCUUGCGCUGCUCUGGUCUGUGUCUCGUGUGGGGCUGCAGUACUGUGUCCCGUCACUGUACCAACCCCAUGAGACCAGCGGGGGGCGCCACCUCGCUCUAGAGCCAGCGAUGCCCGGCCCCACGCCCGCCGCCAGCAAAGCCCGGGUCUACACCGACGUCAACACUCACAAGAACCGGGAGUACUGGGACUACGACGCCUACACGCCCAACUGGAGUAAUCAGGACAACUACCAGCUGGUGCGGAAACUGGGCCGCGGCAAAUACAGCGAAGUGUUCGAAGCCAUCAACGUUACCAACAAUGACAAAGUGGUCGUCAAGAUCCUCAAACCGGUGAAAAAGAAGAAAAUCAAAAGAGAAAUCAAAAUACUGGAAAAUCUAAAAGGAGGAACCAACAUCAUCCGCCUGGUGGACACGGUCAAAGACCCAGUGUCCCGAACUCCAGCGCUUGUGUUUGAAUUCAUCAAUAACACAGACUUUAAGGAGCUGUACCAGAAGCUGACAGACUACGACAUCCGCUUCUACAUGUAUGAGCUGCUGAAGGCCCUGGAUUACUGUCACAGUAUGGGCAUCAUGCAUCGAGACGUCAAACCGCACAACGUCAUGAUCGACCACCAACUCAGGAAGCUGCGCCUUAUAGACUGGGGUCUGGCAGAGUUCUAUCAUCCGGCUCAAGAAUACAACGUCAGAGUCGCAUCACGCUACUUCAAAGGCCCCGAGCUGCUAGUGGACUAUCAGAUGUACGACUACAGCCUGGACAUGUGGAGUCUCGGCUGCAUGUUGGCCAGUAUGAUCUUCCUCAAGGAGCCUUUUUUCCAUGGACAGGACAACUAUGACCAGUUGGUGCGGAUCGCCAAAGUCCUGGGCACAGACGAACUGUUCGGAUACUUGCACAAAUAUCACAUUGAACUGGACACACGCUUCAAAGACCUGCUGGGACAACAGUCUCGUAAGCGUUGGGAGCAGUUUGUGCAGCCUGAGAACCAGCACCUGCGCCACAGAGGCCAUGGGCCACCCGUACUUCUUUCCGGUUGUGAAGGAACAGACCAACACCAACUCAGACGGAUCCAAGACGCUGAACAACACAUGAUACUGACUCAGCAGUUUUGA